GACAGACAGACAGACCGGUCAAACCGAUCCUCGACGCGUCUCCGGGAAGAAGGGAGAGAUAGAUGAUGAGUCGGCUCGUGCGUGACUAGCGCCUCGCAUCCCGGAGCCGGUCGCGCAAUAGUUUUCCUUUAGCCUUGUCGCUAUAUCUGCGUCGGCUCUGGGGUUGGUAGGUCCCGGCGCUAUAUUUAUAACAUACUAGCCUGGGGAUGAUGGAUGGGGGAGCCGAUGACGGCUAUUCCUUUAUCAUGACGCUAGAUGCCGACUCUGACUCCGACACGAGAUUUAUGGCGAUCUUCUGCUGGGGUGCGUCGCUUGCGGUUCUGUCAGCUGAUGAUGGAUGGAUCUUAUGGAUCCGUCUUACUGGCGCUAUUGUUAUGGGCUGGUGGAGAGAGAUAUCGCCGACUGGGUUGGAACUUGGAGGACGGGUUGGUGGACGGGCUGUUGGCCGUGACUGUCUAGAAUCUACGGCUCAGGCCGGCGCGCUGGGCUGUCUAUUGCGUCUGAUGCACCCUGAGAAUUGUAGAGUAUUAGCUUGGAUCUAGUCUAGAUAGAUGAGGGAGGAAGUAGUAGUUCAAUGGAAGGGUAACUGUCUCGGAUACGUAAUUGCUAUCAUGCUGCGGUUUUCG
This is a messenger RNA of Aspergillus candidus, 626 nucleotides long. RefSeq lists its product as uncharacterized. The transcript has a single exon. The record is from RefSeq and is a predicted model, not a curated record. The coding region runs from base 207 to 542 and encodes 111 amino acids. Lineage: Eukaryota; Fungi; Ascomycota; Eurotiomycetes; Eurotiales; Aspergillaceae.